AUGGGGGAUGCAGCGCCGCAAAGUCAUGGAAUUUCGUCGCUUUCGACAGAAGAGUUACGUAAACGGGCUUGCUUGCUCGAGCAAAGUGAAAGAGCAUCCAGCGCUCAAGGGGAAAUAUGGCUUCCUUUGCCUACCGCUUUCGACGCCGUCGCAACCACCACAACCGCCAUGAAGAAUGAACCACCAAUCCGUUCAGUAACACCAAACAAUCUUACCAAAAAUAAUUUGGUGUCUACUUCUGAGGACACAACGACCAGAGAACCCUCUGCACCAUCAGGAGUACAGCGUGUACUUCUCGAAGAGGAAGCCAAAGCUUCUUCUUCAGGAACGCCAUCAUGUGCUGUAUGUCGGGUUGACUUCACGUCCACAAGCUCCCACCAGCGGGUCACGCACUUCAAUAGUUGCUGGUCAAAGUAUCGUAUCGCAGUCGCCAACCGGAGUAUUCACCCGAAGUCCGCUGAGCUGUCACACCCGAGGGACCUACAAGCCUUCAACACAGAUGUUUUCGAUACGGACAACGGUCUUACCGAUUCUUGCAUACUCUGCAACUUGAAUAUGGACGCUCUUUGCCCCGCCGACGCAUUCGAGCAUCGCAUCUUCUGUCUUCGAAACCUUGAUCCGCUUCCCACUGUCUGUAUGUGUUGCGAUCUACCAUUUACCAUCAACGGGACUAGUUGGGGUGGUAUUACGAUUGCAGAACACAUUCAUUCUUGCUCCACUCGAGGGAGAACAAGUUUUACAGACGCGCAAGCUGCAUGGUACAAGCGUCACACGGCUCGCAAAAAUCCCUUGAACUGCGUUUCCUGCUCACAAAGUAUGGUGGAUUUCGAUACAGUGGAGGCUUUCAACCACCGUCGCAGUUGCCUUGAGCAACUUAAACCUACACACUGUCCCGUAUGUUUCUGUCUUCUGCCGCAAAGUACUGGUCAUGAGAGUUGGAAUGCGGAUGACAUACUUUGGCAUGUGCGCAGUUGCCAGCACGGCGCAAAACUCUCGAGUACCGACCAAAACGACUUUCAGGUCCUGGAAGCGCGGUGGAAAGGUCGUAUGCAAAUAGUUUGGAGGAUGCUUGCAGAAGACUUUGGAAUUGGGAUUGGGAAGCGCAAGGGCUGGACCCAGCGCGAGCAUCGACGCUCACAUCGCACCAAGCAGGCACUGGGCCGGGCUAACGAUCAAGGCUUAUACCUGACUCCCAGCUCGAAACUACGGAGCUCUGUUAUGUAUGCCGAAGAGGAUACAACAAGGAUCCCGGGGAACGUGAAGACUGUGUGGUGCGACUUGGAGCGCUUCCGACGAUCUGCACACGCCGUAUACAGAAUGCCCGACUAUUCACGAACGACGGAGAAUGUCAACAAGAAUGUAUGCGAUAAGCAUAAAGUACAAAAUAGGGUGUCUCGUGCGGCUCCGUUGAUAGUCAACGAGAGCGCGAUACAGUCCGAAGCAUGGGAGACACCCACAAGCUCCUCUAGUUCAGCUAACGAACACGAUUGUGGACGUUCGGAAAGACCUCCACAGAGGGUCGAUCGAAGGGCCCGAAGAGUCCGAAGGGAGUCCCCGGGUAGCAGACACCAUCAGGCGGUGGAGAACGCAAGGAAGGCAGGGAUUCGGAUACCUCCAGGGUUUGAGUUGCUUCAACCAGCUGAUUCAGCGAGAGAGGUGACGUUUUUCGAUGAUGGAAAAGAAUCGAGUGUCGAUCAAUCUGUAACUCUAGUAGAGGACUGAGCAACAUGACAACACACAAAAUACAGACAAGGCGCAGCCUUCUGAUUGAACCCCGAGCAGAUCUCUGGUAGGGUGAUAAGUUCCCCCGUUUGGUUCCAAAUGAUGGCGUUCCAUUGUAAUACUUUUACAUUGAUCAAUAACAACGC
Molecule: messenger RNA, 1868 nt
Organism: Boeremia exigua
Lineage: Eukaryota; Fungi; Ascomycota; Dothideomycetes; Pleosporales; Didymellaceae
Exons: 1
Coding region: 1-1722 (573 amino acids)
Source: RefSeq, a predicted model, not a curated record